Vidua macroura (Pin-tailed whydah) is the source of this 2425-nucleotide messenger RNA. RefSeq lists its product as uncharacterized. NCBI's taxonomy places the organism in Eukaryota, Metazoa, Chordata, Aves, Passeriformes, Viduidae. The transcript has 15 exons. The coding region runs from base 147 to 2306 and encodes 719 amino acids. Gene Ontology annotation, cellular component: cytoplasm. The record is from RefSeq and is a predicted model, not a curated record.
AAGACCAGAGUGCAGGACUUGCUGUCCUGUAGCCUUCCUGAGGCUUCUCUCUUGAAGGUGCCUUCCAGGCACGACUGCAGGACUUGCUGACUCGGAGCUUUUCCGAGGCAUCUCUCCUGCAAAUAGCCUCAAAUCCAGUCACUGCCAUGGAGCAGAGAUCCCUGAGAGGGCCCAAGCUGGCCUGGGUGCAGGAGGAGGAAGAAGGCCCUGGAGUUGCCCCAGUAGAGGAGAUCAAAGAGGUGGUGCGGUUCAAGACUCUACAGGAGGAUGCAGCCGUGGACCGCACACAAGAGCAGGACCCCGCCCGUGGCCUCUUCCGCAGAACAGUGGAGGUGCCCGCCAUGGUGAGGUACAUCCACGAGUGGCUCAUGGACAAUCAGUUUGCUGAGCAGAGGCUGAACAAGGCCCUGCUGGAUCUCACUGAAGAACAGCCUGCUGAUGUAGUAAUGACACUCCUGUGUGUGGCCCCAUCCUGUGACAGAGCUGCUUUCACCAUGUGGAAGAGCAUCAUGUGCUCUCCCAGGACUGCCGAGCCAGUGCAGCUGAUACUCCUCGAUGUGCUGGGGAGUUGGCCAGAGCACAGCACGUUCACCUCUGAUGGGGGCAAAACUGGUGUCUUUGUCCUGGCUGUGAGUUUCUGCAACUGGCCUUUGCUGGCCCCAAGGCCACCUGUCCAGCAGCUCUCCAUCCUCCUUGCCCCACUGCAUCUCCCUGCCUCAGGCGCUGGGCUGAAACCUGGCCUCGGGGCAGCUUCAGGGGCACCAGGCCCGCUGCUCCCCCUGCGUCUCUCCGGGCCUCUCCCUCCCGUGCUCGGGCCCUGCCACACGGACACCUUGAUGGUGACAGUGUAUUUCCCCCACCUACUUGUGCAUCUGCUCUUCCAAGUGUUCUUCAGCACUCUGGAUAUGCCAGAGGAGGUCGAUACCUUCUGGAAGGGAUGCCAGCAGCAAUACGGCCUUGCCACCAGCCCCAACAGGUUUGCAGUGCGGACCCUGAAGUCCCUGCUCUGCCAAAUGGAGCACGAGGAUGUGGUGCUGGCAAUGGAACGCAAGCGUGGCUGGGACACGCUGCUGUGUGCUGACACCCACCACUAUGCUGUGGGUCUGCUGGCCAGGGUGCCCCACAGAGUCCCAGUGGUCGUGGGCCAGAGGGCCUUGUCACCGAGGAUGCUGGGGAAAGACCAGACCUCUGUGAGUCCGUCCUGGGAGAGGUUUGUCCCCCGGCCCAAAGUCUUGGUUACUUUUUCUCCUGCCAGGGAGAUAUCCCGUGUCUCCAUCCCCUUGUGCUCCCGGAUCGCUCGCUACCUGCUCCAGCUGCUCAACACACUGGAGCCACGCUGGGAGCUGCCCGCCCUGGCGUUCCUUGUGGAGGUCCUCGAGUGCCUGAACUUGAGUGGAGGCAGUGCUAACAGAGUCCUGCAAAUCUUGUCAAGGCACCUGCACAGCAAGUGCAGGGACAGGCGUCGCCUGGCGCUCAGGGCCCUUCUCAAGCUCAUUGACAAUCCCUCGAUGAGUGAAAAAAUGGGGAGCCUGACUGAAAGUCUUGUGGAGCUCCUGUGCGAUGCAGAUGGAGAGAUAGUUAGCAUGACAGUCACGCUCCUCAGCUUUAUCUCCCGGGACAAGGACAUGCUGAUAGGCAGCUCCAUUGCACUGCAGCUGGUUGAGGCGCUCCUGCCACUCUUUGACCACGACAAUAGCCAGGUGCAGCUGCUCUCCAUCCUGCUCUUCCAAACAUUGGUGUCUCUUCCACUGGAAAAGGACAAAAAGGCCCUGAAGACGCAUGUGCGCCAGAGCCUGCUGCCACUCUUCUUCCACUGCCAUGACGAGGAUGGGCGUGUGGCACAGGCUUCUCAGGAAACGCUGCUUUGUGUGGCCCAGCUCCUGAAGAGGAGGGAUCUGGAAAAAGUGGUGAAGAAGAAGAGGCUGUGGAAGUUCACCGAGUGCCUGCUGGCAGACGACAGCAGCAGAGCGGCCGAGCACCUGCGCCAGGCCAUGCCCUACCUGGAGAGCCCAGAGGAGCCCCUGCGAGAGGCGGCCAUCAGGUUCCUGGGGAUGGCCGGGCGGCAGCUGAGGGGGAAGAAGGAAGAGCUCCAGCUCAUCUGUGAGGCCCUUGAAGGCACGGCAAAUGACAUCAGCGUCGCCGUUGGAAGCCUGGCAAUUCAAACGUUGUACAUCCUCCAGGCAGUAGAGAGAGCUGGAUAUUCCCUCUUGGACAGCCUGCAUGAUCAGCUCCGCAGGGCAUGGAGGACACGGCCUCGUCUCUUGGGGCUCGGCUGGCUGCGCUGCUGGAGCUGUGCAGAGUGCUGAUCCCAGAGGCUCUGUCUGCUGGGGCCACCUGAGCCAGCAGGAGUGUUUAAUUUCUUCAAGAUUGUUCUUUCAUUCUUUUUACUUUUCUGUAGCAUAGAAAUAUAGGAUGUGUUGUAAUA